This is a messenger RNA of Gavialis gangeticus (Gharial), 3344 nucleotides long. RefSeq names its product leucine-rich repeat-containing protein 32-like. Gene Ontology annotation, molecular function: protein binding. The coding region runs from base 1107 to 3215 and encodes 702 amino acids. Lineage: Eukaryota; Metazoa; Chordata; Crocodylia; Gavialidae. The transcript is spliced from 2 exons. The record is from RefSeq and is a predicted model, not a curated record.
UGCGCCCCCCCCCCCUUCUUUGGGGGGCUGGCAGGGAGGGCAGCAUGGUGUGGAGUGUAGCUGGGGCUUCAGAAUAUGAGGUGUAGGAGUGAAUAGGGGACCCCAGGGUAGGGGCAACAUGGUGUAAAACCAUUGCUGCAGUCAAGCAGGGUUGCCAACCCAAUAAAUUUUUGUAUGCACAAUCUACAAACUUUUUCCUAACAACCAAAUAUUAUUACUGUGGUUGGCGUUAAACCUUAAAUUUGAACCCACCCCUAGCAGAAGAGUUACAUUUAUAUUAUGUAGACCACAUAUUGAAAUCAUACAUCAGUAAAAAGUUUGCAGACUGCCAGUAAAAAAACCUGGAUGGUAAGAUCCUGGGGCAGUCAGUUCCCAACUGAGAAAAAAUUCCUUUUGGCAAAGAGCUGCAGCAGCUCAAACAGGAAUUUGCUUUCCAGACUUGCUGCAGCCUCCAGUGCUGCAAGGUGGCCUGGGCCUACGCAACUGCCCACUAUGUGACUUUCCUUCCUUUCAGAUGUUCACCACCACUCCCCAGGGACCUGCUCAGCCCAGUGGCACCUCCUGGUCUCCAGUGCCAGUCUCGGCACCAUGUUCCCUACAGCACCUGAUUCUUUCUUUGGGGUCCCCUACCCAAGUGCAGACCUAGCCCAACCUUGCUUAUCUUACGGGCUCUGGCCCAGGGUAGUGCAUGAAGUGACUUGGUUAAAUAUGACAUAUAGGUGAGCUGAGAGACCAGGACAAACCCUUUGGAGAACAUUGUGGUUUCCAAAUGGGAAUCCCCACAGAAAAAAAAAAAAACCUCUUCUCUUCCCCUGGGUUUGCCUCUCCUUCCUCUGACUCUUUCCUUUGCAGUUUCAGAGGGUCACCUGAAAGCAUGUGCAGUGCUAUCUCCACCCCCAUCCACUAGUUUUUCUUUCCCUUCCCUGUGGCUUCAUGACCGUUUUUCCCCUUCUUGGUCUUGUAUCUCUGUUUUCCCACUUCCGUAGCAGGGGACACCCACACACUAUCUCCUUCCCCAGCCCCAUGCUGAAGCCUAUUUAUAUAGAAGCCCUUGUCUCACUUAGCCCACAUGACAGUGCAGGGGCUGCCAGCUCCUGGAGCCCAUCAUGUCUCUCUGUGGCCACCAGCUGUCUGAAAGAGGAUGCCUACUGCUCUGGCUGCUCCCGUCUGUUCUCAAAGCACAGCUCAGUGGGGAAGUGAGCCCACAGCCUCUGCCCUGCCAGCAGACCAUGCCUCAGGUGUCAUGUCAAGGUUUGGGUCUCCGCACAUUCCCAGAGCAGCUUGGACCUGGGGUUAAGCAGCUUGACCUGUCAAACAACUUCAUCCGUAACCUGACAGAAAGCUGCAUUUCACACUUCAGGCAGCUGGAGCACCUGAAUAUACGCUUCAACCAGUUGGAAACUGUGUCAGAAAUGGCCCUGGCUCAUCUCACUCAUCUUCACACUCUCCUCCUGGCUGCAAACAACCUUGACCGGAAUUAUUUCACCAAUGGAAGAGCCUUCAGGUGGCUGAGAAGUCUGGAGACCCUGGACCUUUCAGCAAAUAACUUGGACAGUGAUAUGGCAGCCUGGUACUUCAGUAAUCUCACCUCUUUAAAGAAGCUGGAUCUGUCUUGGAAUGAAAUGACUAGGCUGCCAAGGGAUGUCUUCCAGGGUAUGCUGAAGCUGAGAGAGAUCAAUCUUAACAACAACUUGAUCAUGGAGAUAGAAGAAGGCGCAUUUGAGCCUCUGGUAGGCUUGAAGGUGGUAAAUUUAGCUAUGAAUUCCCUUCACUGUAUCUCAGGCUUCAGCCUCACACAGCUGCAAGUGCUAAACCUUAGCUACAAUGCCCUGGAGUUCUUUGCCUCAGAGCAGGGGGAGGAGAUCUACCAGCUUCAGAUACUAGAUCUGAGUCAUAACAGCCUGAUCUACUUUCCAAAGCUCCCCAAGGUGCACCACCUCACACACUUAAACCUCUCCAACAAUGCCAUCAUCUCCUUGGCACCAAAUUCUACCACUACAGCUGAGUUCACCCUGUGGCAUGAAAAAACAGUGAGACCUAACAUGUCCUUGGAUGUUUAUAAUAUAGCUACUAGCCUGGCAAAAGUGACUGACUUAGAUCUCAGCAAUAACCAGCUGAGUUUGUUCCCAUUUACUUUCUUUCACAAUCUAAGCUCUCUCCAAAAUCUCAAUAUGGCUAUGAACUGUCUCCAGGAUAUCACCAUGGAGUCUUCUCAUGGUGAUAUUGAGAGCAACAAGCCAGUGGUGAUGCAGGGACCUGUCCUCUCUGUGUGGUCACUGGAUCUCCAAAGCAAUUCAAUUCAUUCUUUGCCACGCUGUUUUUUUGAUAUGAUGCCCAAACUGGAAACAAUUGACCUUGGUUCCAACAGCCUCCAGCCUUGCCAGAGCUGUGACACUAAUGAAAGAGAAGUUCUUAUGGAACAUAACUCAGCUCACAAAGGUAAGUGCACAUCUUUCUGCAGCAUAUCUCACUUGAAGCAUCUAAGUUUACGUAGGAACAACAUUGUCAAGCUGUAUCCCUAUAUGUUUAACCAAACCUCUUUGGUCUCUUUGGAUCUGUCUGAGAAUGAAGGCUUGUCCAUGCCAAAAGGAUCCCUGGACAGUUUGGAAUUUUCUUUGCAGAAGCUGUCUCUGAGAGGGAACCAGAUGGACAACUACAUGACAGAGUUGCCUUGUCUAAAGAGGCUGGAAAUUGUAGACUUGUCAGACAAUAAGCUAAGUCAUUUGCCCCCUGGCCUUGUAUGCUCUCCCCUGGAACACCUGGACAUUCGCAGUAACUACCUUCAGGACUUAGAGAAACCUGCCACUGCGCACUGGUCUAGCAGCCUCAGAUAUCUGUUUGUUGCUGGCAAUCCAUUCAGCUGCUGUGCACUGAACUGGCUGGAUGUUUUACAGGCGACCAGUGUGCGUAUGCUGGACCUGAAUGAAACACUGUGCUUCUACCAGGAUCAGAACAGGACCUUAUCUGUCAAGAUAACUAGCAACCCUAGGCACCUCUGUCCUGGUCAGAGAAAAACUAGCUUCCUAGUUGUCCUGUUGUUGGUGAUGGUUCUCUGCUUUCUGUUUCUCACGUCUGGGAUAUACCACCUGAAAAAGCAUAGGAAGUUACAAAAGUACUUGGGAUUCAGAAGCAAUAGAGUGGACCCUAUUCCUUGUCAUCUAGACAGAGAGAAGAAAACUCAACAGGUACCAGCAGACAGUGUUACAAAAGUAUAGUACUGCAUGGAAGAGAGGGAAUAAUAUCUAUACGCACAAUAAUAGUAUUGUAUAUCAGGCACCUUCUUGUCACUGAUCUCUUCCAGACUUCACAUAAGGCAAUAAAACAUGAACUAUAAGAGUGCAAAA